AUGGAAUCGCGACCAAGCGCUUUAUCGUGUCUCGCUUCACCAUUUCCAAGUACAAGCAUCCAAAGCGUUGUCCUGUGAGAAGCUCACGUAUGAGGCCCUGCAUUAUCCCGCCAAGCAACACUAUCUCGUAAUCUCUUCACAUUGGCACACAUAAGAUGGAAACCUUGAAAUCACUAUUCGUCAAGCCGGAUCCCAAUGCCCAAUUUAGGAAAUGUAACGCCAUGAUUCGCUCAAACAUGCGGAAACUCGAUCGCGACAUCAACUCCAUGAAACAAGUCGAGAUCAAGACCAAGAACCUCAUCCUAGCCGCCGACAAGCGUGCGCAGAAGAGCCCAGCACAGUCGAGACAAGCACAACGGGAAGCACGCGACUUCGCAAAGGAACUCAUACGUGCAAGAAAGCAGUCAAACCGUCUGGUCACCUCCAAGGCCCAGCUCAGUAGUGUCCAGAUGCAGGUCAACGAAGCGUUCGCCGUGCGCAAGAUCGAAGGCUCCAUCCGUGCCAGCGUGGGCAUCAUGAAGGAUGUGAACCAUCUGAUCAGGCUGCCUGAGCUGGCCGGUACCAUGCAAGAGCUAAGCGUCGAGCUCAUGAAGGCUGGCAUCAUCGAGGAAAUGGUGGACGAUACCCUACCACAAGACGAUCUGUUUGAGGACGAGGAGACAGAGGCGGAAGGAGAGGUCGACAAGGUCCUAGGCGAAAUCCUCAAGGGUCGCAUGGAGAAGACUGGCGCCCUCCCUAGCGCGCCGAUUGCUCAAGAACCGACGCCGGCCGAGGAAGAGGAGGAAGAUAACGAGGCCAUGAUGGAUCAGAUGAGGAAUCGCUUGGAGGCUUUAAGGAGCUAGUUGGCUGGCGUAGCAGCAUAUAAACCGCCUCUCACAAACGGCGGACAACAUGGCGUUUGGAGUCUGAAAGGGGCUUGCAUCAUUCUUUGUUUUCUUAUCUUUUGGUUUUCAAUUUGAGAUGGUUUACGGACAUGGACACAUGUAGCAUGCAUCAAGUUUUGGCGUAUCCUUCUCCCGUUAUGCUCAAGAUAAAUUUUAUCUGGUAGCCGACCCUUGACAUCUUGAUGCCUGUGCUCUACUUGAAGUCAACACGUCGCUUUGCUUUAUACCUGACGAUGAAUCAAGUAACGCGCACGCCUCCUCCAGAUGGAAGUAUUCUGCAAUAUCAUCCAUAAUGACUGAUAC
Molecule: messenger RNA, 1187 nt
Organism: Truncatella angustata
Lineage: Eukaryota; Fungi; Ascomycota; Sordariomycetes; Amphisphaeriales; Sporocadaceae
Product: Snf7-domain-containing protein
Exons: 2
Coding region: 156-842 (228 amino acids)
Biological process (GO): endosome transport via multivesicular body sorting pathway; protein transport; late endosome to vacuole transport
Cellular component (GO): multivesicular body; ESCRT III complex
Source: RefSeq, a predicted model, not a curated record